Dioszegia hungarica is the source of this 978-nucleotide messenger RNA. RefSeq names its product translation protein. The coding region runs from base 1 to 978 and encodes 325 amino acids. Gene Ontology annotation, molecular function: structural constituent of ribosome. Gene Ontology annotation, cellular component: mitochondrial large ribosomal subunit; ribosome. The record is from RefSeq and is a predicted model, not a curated record. Lineage: Eukaryota; Fungi; Basidiomycota; Tremellomycetes; Tremellales; Bulleribasidiaceae. The transcript has 4 exons. Gene Ontology annotation, biological process: translation.
AUGAAGGGCCUCUUCCGAUCCCUUCGCCCUCUCGGCUCCUUCAGGUCACUCGCGACCGCAUCGGAAGCGUCCUCAUCCACCUUGGUCCAGCCAGUCGUGGACAAUCUUCCCGAGUCGUCUACCUCCUCGGUGAUCCCAGGCAAAUGGACACCGUAUACCCAGCGUACAGGCGCAAUAGCACGCAAGAGAGGGAUGACUGCUCUUUGGGAUAACGAUGGGCGCAGAUGGCCAGUUACUGUACUUCAGCUUGACGCAUGUCAAGUCGUCCAACAUACCCCUCCACCACCAUCCACCACCCCUACCCCAUCAUCCACCGCCCACCUCCACACGCUCCAGCUCGGCGCUUCAGAUCGGCCCGAGAAGACCACCUCGGCCCAGCUGCUCGGACAUUUCAGAAAGGCGGGUGUACCACCGAAGUAUGAGGUACAGGAGUUUAGGGUGACCCAGGAUGCGGUCUUACCGGUAGGAACGGAGAUAUCGGCGGGGCACUUUGUCCCGGGGCAGUUGGUGGACGUGUCGGCGACAUCUAUCGGCAAGGGCUUCCAGGGGCCUAUGAAGCGGCACGGAAUGAGGGGUCUCAAGGCGACACACGGUGUGUCCUUGACCCACCGAUCUGGGGGUUCUACUGGACAACAUCAGGACCCCGGCCGAGUCCUCCCCGGUAAAAAGAUGGCAGGCCACAUGGGCGCCGUCAAACGCACCACCUCCAACCUCCUCGUCCACCGCAUCGAUACCGCCCUCAACCUCAUUUUCGUCCGGGGUGCCGUUCCUGGCUCAGACGAAGCAUUCGUUUCCGUCAGGGAUGCCAAGAAGGGCGUGGUCUACAAGGCGCAGGCGGGGUUCAGGAAGGGGAAAGAGCAGGACAAGUGGUUAGGCCAGGGAGUGACGGGUUUGCCUACGCCCGGUAUGAGCAGGGAGGGGGCGAAGAAGGCGGGGUGGGAGGGGGUGGUUGAGUGGGCUGGGAAGGGCCAGAAGUAG